This is a messenger RNA of Drosophila bipectinata, 1611 nucleotides long. Lineage: Eukaryota; Metazoa; Arthropoda; Insecta; Diptera; Drosophilidae. The record is from RefSeq and is a predicted model, not a curated record.
AUGGUCCUCAUGCUUCGGCCUUUUCUGAGCUUCAAUGAAAAUCAAAGUUUUCACCUUGAGGAUAAAUUUAAUUCAAAUUUUUUGGCAUUAGUUUGCGUUGGACAAAAUAAAAGUGGUUUAAUGGAGGCGUUGUAUAAAAAUCUGCAAUAUAUACGCGAUACUCCCACAGUAUUAUUUGCAGUUUCGGAAAAACAAAUUCAAAACCUAUUCCUAAAGUGUCUUGAAAAUAAAAUGCUAAAUGUGUUGGCUUUUAAAGGACAUUCUCGAAAGAUUAUCUAUAGUUUUCGUGCCUUUCCAGAGCUUAAAAUAAUCAAAAGGAAAGUAAAGAAAUUACCAAGAUACUUUGAGCCACAACUUAAGGAUAUCGGGGGAUGGGUCCUGAAAACUGUUCCCGAUAAUAUAAUGCCCCGUACAGUUAGCUACCGAGAUGCCAAUGGAAAUCGUCAGUUGGCUGGUUACUUGGCCCAACUUAUUCGAACCUACGUGAAAUCCAUUAAUGCUACUCUUCAAAUUAUGUGGGACCUCUCACCCGAAGAUGGAAUGAUUCACUUGACGGAUAUAUUGCAACGUCUUAAUGUGGAUAUUCCCCUUGGAAUGGAUGCCCUCGGAUAUGGCUCGCCAAAGCAGAAUAUUCCCAUGGAGAUAUCCAAGUGGUUCCUGAUGAUUCCGAUGGAGCCGUGCCUACAACGAGCUCGAUUCUUCUAUUUCACGAAUCUGGGCUUCCAGGCCAUGAUCCUAUUGGCAGUGAUUAUGCUAGGGGUGCUGUGCAGUGCCCUUCGCUUGGAAGUACGUCCCUAUUCCGUCCGCCGAUGGUGGUGCAUUGAAGAUCAAGUCCUGAGAGGAAUCCUGGCACAGCCGUUUAUAUUACCCAGACCCUUGGCAGCCAGAUUAAUGUUUAUAUAUUGGCUUUUACUGAUAAGCGGAUUUUUUAUGACCAACUACUAUUCGGCCGUUCUGGAGACUUGGCUGAUUAAUCCCCCCGUGAUGUCUCAAAUCCUUAGCUGGCAGGACAUGCGAUCUAUGAAUCUUAAAGUUCUUGUCAUCAAAGACGAAUAUAAAAAUUGGCCUCAUAUGGUUGGCGAGGAUUUUGUUAAAGAGCAAAAUGAUAUUUUUAUGUUGACAGACUCGGCUGAUUUUCAAAGGAGGCGCCUGCUGAUGGACCCAUCCUAUGCCUACCCAGUGACCAUGACCUUGUGGCCUCUCCUGGAGCAGGAGCAGGCCCGGCUAGAUCGACGCAUAUUCCGGGAAUCAGAGGAGAUGGUAUUCAGGCCCUUCCUAAUUCUUUCAAUACCACUACCGGAUAACUCUAUAUUUCAAAAAUCUUUCCAGCGAUAUGUACAACUGACGCAUCAGAGCGGAUUAUAUAAGUAUUGGUUUAAAAGAGCCUUCGAGGAGCUGAGAGCCCUUGAAAAAAUAUCCUACAAAGUAGAUACUGAUUUAAGUUCUUACCGAGAUCUUAAGGUCGAAGAUUACUGCUACGUAUGGUUGGGCUACUUCUGUGCAAUCCUAGCCAGCUUUGUUGUUUACUUGUUGGAGCUUGGCUUCCACUGUUGGCAAGUAAAAAAUAAUCAUAAAUCGCAAUUAGUCACCCUUCGCACCACCACCCUUUAA